This is a messenger RNA of Plasmopara halstedii, 2592 nucleotides long. RefSeq names its product serrate rna effector molecule. Bases 1 to 2592 code for a protein of 863 amino acids. Lineage: Eukaryota; Oomycota; Peronosporomycetes; Peronosporales; Peronosporaceae. The transcript is spliced from 5 exons. The record is from RefSeq and is a predicted model, not a curated record. Gene Ontology annotation, biological process: primary miRNA processing; mRNA processing. Gene Ontology annotation, cellular component: nuclear body.
AUGGUACACGAAGGUAUUCCAAUUCUCUUUCGUUUCUUAAUCAUCUCGUUUGCAGUCGUUGCAACUGGAUUAGCUGGAUCAGGUGGAAUUAAAAGCUGCACAUAUGCAUAUACCAUUCGUCUCUUAAUCUUUGAUGUUCGCAAACUUCGAUUACCACGACCACGUGUCUUUGUAAUCUUUGAUUCAAUAUGGUUUUUACUUACUUUUGCUUCUGCUGUCGCUGUUUCAGCUGCACCAGUUGGUUCAUCAAUCUGUUCUGGAAUUGACAACGAUCUGGUCAUUUUAUUCCAAGAAGUUUGUAAUUUCAAGUGUUCAAAUCUAGUGACAGCAAUUAUUGCAAUGUUUUUAACUUCCAUUUCUAUUCUCAUGGAUCUUCUCUUCAUUACAAGUGUCAUCUCCAUUCACAACAGUGACAUUCCGGCUGAAGACUUUAGUUUUAAUGAAAAAUAUUUCUAUAAAUAUAACCCUGUUGUACCACGUUUCUGGUACCCACGGUACUCCGUGGUUGUGCUGCCCCAGUCUUUAAAAUCGCCCCACCAACGUUCGUCUUCCACUCGCUACAAGAUGACAGAACCAAUGCGUGAAGAAUAUCCAUCUCUUGAUCAACGAGGAGGAAAUUCUUCGUUAACAUCAGGAUAUGGAUCACGUGAUGAGUUUCGUCGUCGUAGUGAAAGUCGUGAGCAGUAUGACAUGCGAUUUCGUACCUCACGAAAUCGUAGUCGUAGUCGUAGUCCACGUCGAGGACGUGAUCAAGUGGAAUCAAGUUUACGUUAUGAUGAGAAUCCUCGAGACUCACGUGGUCUCGAACCUUUAAUAUCCUAUAAAGUUUGGAUGAUGCAACAAACUGAUGAAUUAACACCUGAAGGCUAUCAACAACGUUAUGAAGAGUAUAAAAAGAAACAUAUUCAACGUGUUUUACGUGCAUUCUUUGAUCUGCAUAAACGAGAAGAAUGGUUACAAGAACGUUAUUCUCCUGCUUUACGUGCUCGUGUGGAAAAGAUCAAAACAACGCAUCAAAUGAACGAAGCAAAACACUUUAAAGAACGUAUUUUGUCUGGAGUCGCAACAAUUUGUUUUGAUGAAAUGACAGCAAACGAAGGAAUGACCAAGGCUACAGAUUUUGUCAAUGAUGUCGAAGAUAGUGCCCGUAUUUUGUACAUUCGACGUGUACCAUGUGCAUGUCCAAUUGGUACUUUAAGUGAAGCAAUUAAAAAAGCGGGUGGACCAUAUCUUCAUUUGUACUUAUCCGAUCCAGUGAAAAAGAGUGCGUUCGAUUUUGAUCGUUCUGCGUACAUUUUAUACGAUUCCCCAACUACAGCUAGUGAAGCAAUGCCAAAACUUCAUAAUACAUUUGUGGAAGAUAAUACGCAGUUUCCACCAUUUCGUCUACAAGUAUCUCCACAUCGUGCACGUGCUCCAUUAAAAACACCAUCGUAUUUGUCGGUUCCAACUCGAAUUGAAGUGGAUUUGACACAAGCUUUACGUCUUGCUCAAGCUUUAGACACACGUUUAUUUGAAUUGAAUCAAGAGAAAUGUGAUCAAGUUGGAAUUCAUGCUUUACUUUCAUUGGAACAAGUUCUUGUCAAAUAUCCAAGUGCUAAAGAACAAUUAGAUUUGGUUAUUGCUUACUUACGUCGUGUUCAUCAUUAUAUUUAUUACGCUGGUGUCCAAUGUCGUGAUAUGGGUGAUAUCUUACAUGCUCAUCCUGCACUCUUUUGUCGUCCACCACCAUCUUUACGUGAUUUAGAAGAAGAAAAAACACGACAUGAAGAAAAUGAACGAUUGAAUGAUGAAAAUGGAAGUCAAGAACCACGUCAAACAAUUCGAGGAUGGGCAGCAGCUUUGGAUGAAAAAGUUUCAAUGUAUUUGAAAGAAUUAGAACCAGAAGAAUUACAAGCGAAACGAGUGAAAGAACGAGCAUUAGUUGAUGAAAUUGAAACACGUGAAGAAAUUGCAUUGGAAAGCACAUAUGCGAAUUAUGGUGAAAAAGCAAGUGAAGAUGGAAAACAUCGAUGUCGAUUGUGUACGAAAUUGUUUAAAGCUUUGGAUUUUGUCAAGAAACACAUACGAAAUAAACAUCCAGAAUUAGUGGUGGAUAAAAUUGCCGAAGUUGGAGAAAGUUAUAUGUGGGAACAAUAUCGACAAGAUGAACAACGUCCAAUGCCACCACUUGAAACAAGUUCAAGUGUAUCAAGUGGUGCAGUACUUGGUGGACGAGGUGGAAAUUUUGGACGAAAUUAUAACAAUUCUCGACAUCGAUUUGAACGUGAGAAUGGAGGACGUGGGUUUAUGCGAGAUGAGCAAUUUCGAACUCGUGGAUUUGCUAUACGUGAUGAUCGAAUGCGACGAAAUUCAUUUGAUCGUUCAAUGCGUUCCCCACCACGAGGUUCAAAUCGUAGUGGUUAUGGUCAUUCUCCAUCACGUUAUCCUGCACCAUCUCGACUUCCUGAUACUGAAUUACCAAUUGAUCCACGUCAAAUCUCGACGUCGUAUCGGGAUUUGGACAAUUUAAUUGAUCCAAAAGUCGAAUUAACGUUUGAUGCACUUGAUACUUUACCACCUCCAAAGAAAAAAUCUAAAGUAGGAAUGUAA